AUGUCACCCGCUCGGCGGACUGCUUGCGACUCGUGCUAUGUGCGCAAGAUUCUGUGCGAUACCCCAAGAGUUGGUGACCCCUGCAAUUGGUGCCAACACCACAAUCUGGUCUGCACAUACGAUCGCCCCAGCCUACCCCACAGCUCGAAAACAAAGAAAAAGGGGGCUCUUGACGUUGCCAAACGCCUGGAAUUGCUAGAGGCCAGGCUCGCCCAAGUCCACGGACUUCACCAGCAUACUUCACGCAGAGGACCUUUUCACGGUACUCCGGCCUCGUCGGCACGAAUAAAGAAGCCCACUGCUUUCGAGAGAAGCCCGCGUGCAUCUCCGUUUGGAACAAGCUCGGAAUCCGCAUCGCCUGCCUCCAGUUCGCUCGACCCUAUCAACCCACGGGAGCAUCUAUACUUCCACAACCCUUAUCUGCUAACAUUAUGCUCGCCUACAGGUUUGCCUGUUUUCACUGAAGCGUGUAUAAAAUGGAUCCAAGCCGCCACCGGCGAGUGCCCCAGAUUCGAAGAACUUGGCGAUCAAGAGACAAUCUUCUCACCUGAACCGCCUUCUCAGCAACAAGACACUGCCGCCGGAGAAUGUCUUUUGCCGGAGCCAUGGGUUCUCAACUCUUUGGUCGAAAACUUCCUGAGCUCCGACUUUGGUCGCAGCUUUCCUUUUGUAGACAGCCUCCUGUUUGAGGAGACCGCACGACUGGCUUACGAGGCCUCGGAUCAAAGCGACUCACCUGCGCACCUGGGUGCGAGGGCCUGCGCUCUCACCAUCUGCGCAAUCGCCAGUACCAAAUUAAAGCAACCUGGAGAAGGAGACUGCAUCGACGUGCAGGCAUGUAUACGUCAGGCGGAGCGCCUGCUCAGCAGGAUACCUACAGACGCGAGCCUGCAGAAGUUGCAGGCCACUGUGAUGCUGGUAAGUCAUCUUGGCGCUUUCGCAGAUGCUAGGGUAUACCACACAAUGGCCUGUCGCAUCGUCUUCGCUCUUGGAGGGCACAUACGCGUAGCCGACAUACCCCAGGACCGCAAACCCACCCCGCAAGAGCGCCACGACCACAACGUCAGAUGUUUGUUCUGGCUGUGCUACUUUUGCGAUAAAGACAUCGCGUUGCGAACUUUUCUGCCCCCUGUCAUUCCAGACGAGUACUGCGACCUCACCCUGCCCCGGGGCUAUGUUGAGCUCAUAUACGGACCCAAUCGCAGUUCUCGCGGGGCAGGCGAAAUACCAAUGCCAUGGUUCAUCUCCGAUCUCAGACUAAUCCAGAUCAAGUCGAAAGUGGCCAACCAGCUUUACUCCUUUGCCUCCACCAAGAAGUCCGACGCAGAAAUCCUGCACACCAUCCGUCAACUGGACGAGGAACUGGAGCGAUGGCGCCUGACCAUACCGGCCGAGUUUGCACCGAGUCUAGCCAUCCGGCAUGGAGUCAAGUUGAGCGAGCACCUGGAGCAGUCUGCAAAGAUGUUGCACAUUGACUUGCAUUUGGCGUACCACCAUCUGUUGAGCAUCAUCCACUACGCCAGCGCGCGCUGUGCUGGCGCACGAGGCAGCGAAAGGAGCGAGAUUCACUACGGACUACAGUCCAGCCUCGAUCUUUCGGUGGAAGCAAGCCGUUCGACAUUGAUAUUCCUCAGUCUCGCCGUGCAUCAUCUAGCCAGCGAAGUGUUCUGGUUAUUCAUGUUUUACCCAGUCUCGGCUUUCCUGGGCCUGUUCUUCAACCUGCUCCGCAGCCCAGGCAAUGAGCACGCAGAGCUCGAUCUGGAACUCAUCCGGACAGCGUCAGAGGUCCUCCAGAAGAUGCCCAAGAGUGACUCGUCGCCAGAAAAAAAAGCCUACUUGGACAGGAUUGAUCAAUUCUGUGGAGAGAUCAGUCGCCUGGCCGAGUGCGCCAUUGCUAGGCAUCGGGAGAGAUGA
Molecule: messenger RNA, 1914 nt
Organism: Emericellopsis atlantica
Lineage: Eukaryota; Fungi; Ascomycota; Sordariomycetes; Hypocreales; Bionectriaceae
Exons: 5
Coding region: 1-1914 (637 amino acids)
Biological process (GO): DNA-templated transcription; regulation of DNA-templated transcription
Molecular function (GO): zinc ion binding; DNA binding; DNA-binding transcription factor activity, RNA polymerase II-specific
Source: RefSeq, a predicted model, not a curated record